CUGCACCUUACUUGUACACCUCACCACCUCAUCCUGGGCCAGCGUCAUCAUGGCACUGCCAGCACAGCAUCACCUGCCGGGAGAUGAAACUGAUGACGACUUGUCGGAUGCGCAGAUCCAGCAGCUGCUGGACGAGGCCGAGAGGAGCCUUCGUGCGAGACAGGAGCAGCUGAGGAUCGAGACGUCCUUCCGACUUCCCAAGCUCAACCCAGGUGCCAUUGCAGAGACGUCCCUCAAGACGAAGGGAUCAAUUACGCGUGUCGAUCCCUCGAAGCUCAUUCCCCAGCAGCAGCGGGUGCUAGCCGAGGGAGUCAAGAAGAUCGAGGACCCCAUCCAGGUGAAGAAGCAGAAACUCGAGGAGAAGAAGGCGACUGCUGGAGCCGACUGGUUCAACCUCCCCAAGACGGACCUCACCCCAGAGUUGCGAAGAGACCUGCAGCUUCUCAAGAUGCGCAACGUCUUAGACCCUCAUCGCCACUUCAAGAAGAUGGAUUCAAAGUCCGAUGUACCGGCAUUCUCACAAGUUGGUACCAUCAUCGAAGGCCCCACCGAGUACUAUAACGCUCGCAUCAACAACAAAGACCGCAAGAAGACCUUUGUGGAGGAGGUGUUGGCUCAGGAGGCGCAGACUGGACGCUUCCAGAAGAAGUCGCUCGAAAUCCAAAAAGCCAAGAGCAGUGGAAAGAAGGGUUUCUAUAAGGCGCUACAGGCGAAGCGGAAGGGCCGCGUGGGGAAACGCUGAUAAAAAGCUAUGCGCAGGUAUUGUGCUACCCCACCGACACUGGUGUCUCCGUGUUCUGCAGCAGUCCGUAUUCGCCCAAGCCAUGCUGCUGGCUGUCGGAUGCAGCCUUGUAUGCAGCAAUGCCUGUCCUCUGUUCCUCACAACUCUACCCGCAGUUGUUUGCCUGGAACUAGAGCUCAGCAUAGUCGCAGAGGAUCUGCUUGACAAGGGCCUGCAUGUCCUUUGCGGCUUCUCUACCGGCUUCCAGGACCUCCUCGUGGUUCGCCUUCCCCUUGCUCAGGAAUGCGGUCAACUCAUCCUUGCUCAUGGCUUGGACGGCUUCAUCGUCGCCCCGUGGGCCGGCUUCCAACACGGCGCAAUUUGUCACCAGACUAAAUGCCAGUACACGCAUUCCUGAAUGCCUCGCUACCACGAUUUCCGGUACCGUGGACAUUCCCACUACGUCUGCUCCAAAGGAACGCAGCAUUCGGCAUUCCGCCCGGGUUUCGUAG
Westerdykella ornata is the source of this 1233-nucleotide messenger RNA. Its product is annotated as Fcf2-domain-containing protein. NCBI's taxonomy places the organism in Eukaryota, Fungi, Ascomycota, Dothideomycetes, Pleosporales, Sporormiaceae. Bases 50 to 742 code for a protein of 230 amino acids. Gene Ontology annotation, cellular component: nucleolus. The record is from RefSeq and is a predicted model, not a curated record. Gene Ontology annotation, molecular function: RNA binding. Gene Ontology annotation, biological process: RNA processing. The transcript has 2 exons.